CUCCUUCUCCCCCGCCUCGCUCACCUGCAAGGGGGGGGGGUGGUGGUGACGUCAGCGAGCUGCAGGCGCGGCGUGAAAAUGGCGGCGUGUUCGUAGCGACCUGGGCGUUGUGCUCCGAAACUCGAGACGCGCCAUCAAUUCCUCACACGCGUGCCGAGGAACUGUGGGAGAUAGAUGCCCACGUAUUUGUUGGGGGCGAGUUGUUGUUUUGUUUUUUUGCGUUUCUUCUUAAUCUGUUUGUAAUUCAUUGACCAGCGAUGUCUGCACCGAAGAUGUCCGUCCCGGGCCUGCUGCUGGCGGCUGUCUUCUUGGCAGUUCCUCUGGGCACAUAUGGCUCGGGCGGGGUGACGGUGACCAUGCCCACUCCCGAAUUGGAGGCGGCACGGGAUGGAGAGAUCAUCCUGCCCUGCACCUACACCAGCACGGUGUCAGAUCGCAACAACUUGUACAUCUCGUGGGCCAAGGAAGAGGAGAAGAACGACAAAAUGGUGAUCGUGUACAUGGGGAAGCAGACAUCCGUGUCGGACGAAUACUUCGUUGGUCGCGUGUCGUUCGCCGGAGACUACCUCGCAAACAACGUGGGCAUCAAGAUCACGAAGCUGCGAAAUGAGGACAAUGGCGUAUACAAGUGCAGUGUCACCAACAUGCCGGGCACAGACAACGGGCACAUCACGCUCAUUGUCCUGGUGGCUCCAACCAAGCCGGUUUUCUCUUUGGAGGGCAAGGCCGAGAUCUACCACGACGUGAAGCUCGUGUGCCGCUGCAACGAGGGUUCUCCGCCACCGACGUUUUCCUGGCGGCGCUUGGACGCCAACGGCAUUCCCGUUGCGUUGCCAGUCGGCUCCCUGGAGGACGCUGCCGCCGGAACGCUGUCGCUGAAGAACCUCACGCUGCAGUCGAGUGGCACCUACGAGUGCACGGCGACGAACAAGGUCGGCAGGAUGGUGACCAACGGCACGCUCUCCGUCACCUACCCCCAGAGCAACGCGAUGAUGUACGGAAUCAUAAUCGGGGCCGGGCUUUUGGGGUUCCUGAUUUUGGUCGGCAUCAUCAUCUACUGCGUGCGGAGGAGGAACCGCAAGCGGCGUGAGGAGGAAGGCUACUACAGCGACGGGGAGUACGAGAUGGAGGGAGAGGAGGGUUACGAUGAGAAGCGCGACCGCGGCAACGCCGGCGACCGCGACGUCCCGCGAGAGAAGUACCUGGCCGUGUCGCGCGCCACCAAGGACGACGAGCGCAGCGACAAGGGCGGCGCUCGGCGCUACCGGAACGGCGGCGGCGACGACGACUACUCGGACAGCGAGUCGCGGCGCGGCAACGGGGACACGGGCCAGCGCAGGAACCGGCGGGACCGAUACUCGGACGACUCCGAUGACGAAAGCCGCGGGCGCCAGUCCCGGCAACGGCGCGACCGGGACGGAGGCGACUACGACCGGGAUCGCCCGCACCACCGCAGCCGCGACCGCGACCUGGACUACGACGGAGAUCGGGGCCGCGAUCGCCCGCACUACCGCAGCCGCGACCGGGGUCUGGACGAUGAUCGCGAUCGCCCGCACUCUCGCAGCCGCGACCGGGGUCUGGACGAAGAUCGCGAUCGCCCGCACUACCGCAGCCGCGAUCGGGGUCUGGACGAAGAUCGCCCGUACUCCCGCAGCCGCGACCGGGGUCUGGACGACGAUCGCCCGCGCAGCCGCGACCUGGAUUACGACGAGGACCGCGGUCGCCCGUACUCCAGAAGCCGCGACCGUGGCCUGGAUCGCGACGACGGGGAGGGCAGCGAGUACCGCGGCAGCGGCGGCGGCGGCGGCGGGGAGCGAUGGCGCGACAACGGCGACUCGCACUCGGAGACGGCGUCGUCGGUGGCGCGCGACACGAGGCCCAGGCCGCCGCCCAACAAACCCAAAAUCAUCCUCGACAACGCCGACGCGACGGCCGACGUGUGACCCCAGGGUCGCGCGAGACACGCCGGCCCUGGCCCACGCCGCCCGCACGUCUACGCACCGCACUCGUGCCACUUGCACCACAUGCAAGACCCGCAACACCUGCACCACCCGUACCACCUGCAACCACCCGCACCACCUGCACCACCCGCCACACCUGCAAUCACCACCCGCACCACCUCCACCACCCGCCACACCUGCGCCACACCCGCACCACCCAUCACUGCUGUCACACCCAUCACCCGCCACACCUGUGCCACCAUGCUACCGCCCACACCACCUGCACACGAGCCCGAAGCGGUUGCGCCGUACAGCGUUCCGAUGCGGUUCCAGCUUGUUCGGCUCGACACGUGUCUGGGUGUCGCUUUGCGCCACGUUGCUGCACGUGGAGCGAAACGCCAGACAACGCGGGGUUCUUGAACACGCGCCCCUCGGGGGCCACCUGAGGCCUUCCGCUUCGAAAUGGCUCGCAAAUGAUGUUCUUCCAUCGCCACGAACGCCUUUUCUCGUACAAUAAUUACUCGCCCGGCCGUCUUCCAGCAGUGAAGUGACCAUGGUUGGUGAUGAUGCAUGCUUCUUGGCCACACUAAUCACUUCAAGGGUCUCCUGCAGUGGAUAAAGUGUGACCCCGCGUGCGCGUGUGUGUGUCGACACGUGGUUGCCUGCUGAAGAUUUUUAAAUAUCCGUUUUAGUCCUAGGUAAAUAAAAGGUUCCUCACCCCUUCA
Petromyzon marinus (sea lamprey) is the source of this 2665-nucleotide messenger RNA. RefSeq lists its product as uncharacterized. Lineage: Eukaryota; Metazoa; Chordata; Hyperoartia; Petromyzontiformes; Petromyzontidae. The record is from RefSeq and is a predicted model, not a curated record. Gene Ontology annotation, cellular component: plasma membrane.